Molecule: messenger RNA, 1550 nt
Organism: Synchiropus splendidus (mandarinfish)
Lineage: Eukaryota; Metazoa; Chordata; Actinopteri; Syngnathiformes; Callionymidae
Gene: nus1
Product: NUS1 dehydrodolichyl diphosphate synthase subunit
Exons: 5
Coding region: 109-987 (292 amino acids)
Cellular component (GO): dehydrodolichyl diphosphate synthase complex; endoplasmic reticulum membrane
Molecular function (GO): ditrans,polycis-polyprenyl diphosphate synthase [(2E,6E)-farnesyl diphosphate specific] activity
Source: RefSeq, a predicted model, not a curated record
GCUAAAUAGGGCAAGAUGGCGACUGUGGGUAGCGUAGUGGUAAAAGCCACUGUGUAACAUUUGAUUAUUGGACACGUUCUUGUUUCGAUUUUGAAUGUGCAAGCAUUUAUGGCGCUGUUGUCCAAUUUGUUAUGGCAGUUCCUGCUGGUUGUUGUCCAUCUCAACAGAGCGGUUGUGUCUUGGCUCCGUGGCCGGAUCAAAAGCGUGAAGGGCCGGCUGAGGGAGCGAGUGACGGCUGCUUUGCUGCUGCCGCUGCCUCUCGUGGGCUUCAUGGACUACGGGAAAAAAUAUCAACAGACUUUGGAAGCUAACGGCACCCCAGUGCGUGGAAACCGUUACACGACCGGACGGCCCCAAUGUUUGUCUGAUGGCAGGUCUCUGGAAAAGUUGCCGGCUCACAUCGGCCUGUUGGUAGCUGAAGAGCAGCCCAGUUACACGGACAUCGCCAACCUGGUUGUCUGGUGCAUUGCAGUCGGCAUUUCUUAUGUCAGCAUCUACGAUAAUUACGGCAUUUUUCAGAAGAACAAGGCUCAGUUGCUGGAGGUGAUACUUCAACAGCAGCAGGAGCUCCUGGGACCUGGAGAAGCAUCCAAAAAUAAAGUGGAGUUCAUUAGCAGCAACGCAGAUAAAAACCGGCACCAUGUGCUCUCAUGCGGACCCACAGUUAAAGUCCUGGCUCCAGAAGAUGGGAAGCAGAGUAUUGUGGAGGCAGCGCAGCAACUAUGUCGCUCUGUGGAGACCAAGGAGAGGAGCUUUAGAGACAUCAGUGUGACACUGCUGGAUGUGCUGCUCAGAGAGUCAAAGGAUCUACCAGAUCCAGAGCUGGUUGUGAAAUUUGGGCCUGUAGACAGCACACUGGGUUUCCUCCCUUGGCAUAUCAGACUCACAGAGUUCAUCUCGCUUCCGUCCCAUAGAGAUGUGGCCUAUGAAGACUUAUUGGGAGUUUUGAAGCGGUAUGCUCGAUGUCAGCAGCGACUGGGCCAGUGACAAUAAGUGAUUGAGGGGGGGAGGGCAAAUGAUGGACCUUCUUGCCACCAGCCUGUCCCUGAUUAAAGUGACAUUCCAGGAUGUUUGGAUCAUGCCUUCCAAGUCUCCUGAGAAGACUGCCUGAAUGGCUUUUAAAUGUCCAGCUACCGCUCACCACUUCUGAUGAUUUAUGUUUUUGUUUGAGCUGUUGUCUGUGUCAAUGGUCGUGUCAUUGUGACCUCCAACUUGCAGUCACAUGUUGAAGUGUGAAUGUGAAUCUAAGGCUCCUAAAUAUGAUCUGGGUGAGCUGGUUUCAAGAGUUUUAUUUCCCCCAAAAGAAUUCAUAUUCAGUUAAAAAAAACAAUCAUAAUAAAAAGAUUUCUUCUGGCUGCCGUGGUCCUCAUCCAAAUGCCUCAUUUCAUUUCUAGAUAUAUCGAUACAUGGCAACUGGUGAACAUAUCAUGCAUACUGACCAGACUCUGCAUGGAUCAGUACGAGUUAUGCUAUUUGUAUGUUUUACUAAUCGAUUGUAAUGACUGCCGAUUAUCUUUUGAUCACAAUUAAAGAAGCUUGAAGGAUCGUAG